AUGGAGAAAACGUUAAAGCAACGCUAUGCGAUACAGUUUUGUGUGAAGCUUAAGAAGACGCCGCUAGAAACAUUUGAAAUGCUUCAGGAAGCCUUCGGAGAUGAUUGCCUUUCCAGAUCGCAGUCGAACAGAUGGCACAAGAUGUUUCAAGAUGGUCGGGAGGAGGUCGCAGACGAGGCCCGCGCAGGACGCCCGUCAACAUCGCGAACGGACGACAAUGUGACUCGUGUGGGCCAACUACUGUUUUCAGACCGUCGAAUGAGUGUUCGCUUAAUGUCUGAAUUACUGAACUUGCCAAAAACGGUUGUGCACGAGAUUGUAUCGGAAGACUUGGUCAUGCGGAAGAUUUGCGCAAAAUUUGUGCCUAGAGUUUUGACAGAUCUCUAG
This is a messenger RNA of Dinoponera quadriceps, 387 nucleotides long. RefSeq lists its product as uncharacterized. Bases 1 to 387 code for a protein of 128 amino acids. Lineage: Eukaryota; Metazoa; Arthropoda; Insecta; Hymenoptera; Formicidae. The record is from RefSeq and is a predicted model, not a curated record. The transcript has a single exon.